Molecule: messenger RNA, 2795 nt
Organism: Mugil cephalus (flathead mullet)
Lineage: Eukaryota; Metazoa; Chordata; Actinopteri; Mugiliformes; Mugilidae
Gene: slc33a1
Product: solute carrier family 33 member 1
Exons: 9
Coding region: 275-1927 (550 amino acids)
Cellular component (GO): membrane
Molecular function (GO): acetyl-CoA transmembrane transporter activity
Source: RefSeq, a predicted model, not a curated record
UUCCUGCCUCUUCUAUUUUGACGUCCACCGAUGUCACCAGUGUAAAGUCAAACGGUAGUCUUCUUCUUGUGUUUCUUAUCUUAGUCGAGAGGCCGUCGAUUUUUUGAUUGAAUAAAGUUAAUAAUAAAAACCCAUCUCCCGCUGAUUGGCUCUGUGAUUCAGCCGUUUGUGUACUGUGCUUUGUGUUGGCAUGCUGUCAUCGGCAGUGUUUCUCUCUGAUCUCAUCUUGCAGAUUCGCUGAGGGCGCAGCCGGUUUGAUGCCCACCACUCCACGAUGGAGCCCUUAGAUUUGAUCACACACAAAAACAGGCGGCAGAGGAAGCCGGCGGCUGGCAUGAUCCCGCCUGAAAACACAAGGGACAUGCUCAGGGCACGGACAAGCUCCUCGGAGUCGGAAGUGGAAGACGAAACAGCGGACCUUGUCAGAGGAUCGGACUCUGAGGACAGGAGGCACUGCAGGGUCCGGCCUGGGGUCCGUGGCGAGCUGGGGAAUGUUUUGCUGCUUCUGUUCCUCUAUGUACUGCAAGGUAUACCUCUUGGGCUGGCUGGCAGCAUCCCUCUGAUCUUACAGAGCAAGAACGUCAGCUACAAAGACCAAGCCUUCUUCAGCUUCGUCUUCUGGCCUUUUAGUCUCAAGCUUCUGUGGGCACCGCUGGUGGAUGCACUGUACUUCAGCAGGUUUGGGAGAAGAAAAUCGUGGCUGGUGCCCACACAGUACCUGCUGGGCUUAUUCAUGCUCUACCUUUCUGUUACGGUGAAUUCGCUGCUGCAGAGUGAGAGCGGCCCGAAUGUGUUAACACUUACUGCAGUCUUCUUUAUGCUCGCGUUCCUGGCAGCCACGCAGGAUAUAGCUGUGGAUGGUUGGGCCCUGACAAUGUUAUCUAGGGAAAAUGUGGGCUAUGCAUCUACAUGUAACUCCGUGGGCCAGACAGCCGGCUACUUCCUGGGGAACGUGCUUUUCCUGGCUCUGGAGUCAGCUGACUUUUGCAACAAAUACCUCAGAAUGGAGCCAAAGGAAUCGGGCAUUGUCACCCUGCCAGAUUUCCUGUUCUUUUGGGGAGUGGUGUUCAUGGUUUCCACCACUCUGGUAGCCAUCUUUAAAAGGGAAAAUGAACAUGGUAAAGGGAAGAGGAGAGUCCCAGAGGAGACUAAAGGCGUCACGGAAACCUACAAGCUGCUGUUCUCCAUCAUCAAGAUGCCCACAGUCUUCACCUUUUGUGCCCUGCUUCUCACUGCUAAAAUCGGUUUCUCUGCAGCAGAUGCAGUUACAGGCCUGAAGCUGGUGGAGGCUGGAGUUCCCAAGGAGCAGCUGGCGUUGCUGGCUGUGCCCAUGGUGCCUCUGCAGAUCCUUCUUCCAGUGAUCAUCAGUAAAUACACAGCGGGGCCCAGGCCGCUAGACAUCUUCUACAAGGCAUUCCCUUUCAGGUUACUUAUAGGGCUGGAGUAUGCUCUGCUGGUGUGGUGGACCCCCAGCGUAAAACGAGAAGGAGGCUUCCCUGUUUACUACUUUGCCAUAGUGCUGCUAAGCUACGCUUUACAUCAGGUGGCUCUGUACAGCAUGUACGUGGCCUGCAUGGCCUUCCACGCCAAAGUGAGUGACCCCCUCAUCGGCGGGACCUACAUGACCCUGCUCAACACGGUCACUAACCUCGGAGGAAACUGGCCCUCCACCUUGGCUCUGUGGAUGGUCGACCCUCUGACCUCCAAGGAAUGUCAGGGGGCUGCCGGUCAGAGCUGCGGCUCAGCAGAAGAAGCAGGGCUGUGCAUCAGGGAAGGCGGCGCUUGCGUGACCACGUUGGAUGGCUACUACGUGGAGUCCGUGGUGUGCGUGGUGAUCGGUUUAGCCUGGUGGCUGUGGUUAGGGAAGAAGAUGAGGCGGCUGCAGGAGCAGAGCUCUGCAGCGUGGAGGUGCAAAGUGGAUCAGUGACGACGCCCGGCCAGCCACAGACACUUCUUGGUGCACUGCAUAUCCUACUGGUAAUUGCUGGACAAACUGUAAUUUCUUCUUCAAGCUCCUGGUCUUUCAUCUCUGGUUCAGAGAACAUUCGCCCUCACACUCUGUCGCUUCUGUCACCUUAAAGCACGUUCUCAGAAUACUGUUGUUGUCUUCUCUUGAGGUAGGAAUCUGCCUAAUUAUCCCUCUUGUUAACUGUCAAAGUGUCCUACUGGUGUCAGACUAGCUAAAAACUCUCAUGCUGCUUGAAAUAGCUCAACCAAACCAGAGCGAAGUCAAAGAGUACAUUCAAACCAUUUUCUGGGUUUGUUUUAACUUGCUUGGAUUGCCAAGUUAAAUCAUGUAAAGUGGUUUUAGUAAAACUCAGCUCCUCAGACUUGUUUACCAUCCUGGCCACCAUUUGAACUACAUUAAAAAUGUGUUUAAGGGGCAAAAAAUGCAGAACAUACUGAUGCACUCAUCUAAUGUGACCGUAAGAUCUCCCGUUGGUGUCUGAUCUGAUGCAGGCUGACCAAAUCCAUCUGGUAAACCAAACCAAAACCCAGUGUGAAGAAUACCUGUUUGACUCUGAUCUGAACCAGAAUUUCUUUAAACGAUUAUUUAAAUCUGUUCCUGUAGAGUAAUUUGUGCCUUGUUUAGUUUUUCUUUUGAAAAACAAUUCAAAGCCAGCGUCGUCUGAUCUGAAGGUAGAGGACGUGGCAGUGGACUGAAGUUAAAUGGAUGAAAAGUCAUUGUGUAAUACUGUCAUCUGGUGCAUCGGCUGCUUUCAUUUAUUUCUCUCAAUGAAGUUGAGUUCUACAGAAGCCGUCAGAGACAAAAAUAAAAAAAUGAAUCACCUGUU